Molecule: messenger RNA, 1731 nt
Organism: Adineta steineri
Lineage: Eukaryota; Metazoa; Rotifera; Eurotatoria; Adinetida; Adinetidae
Source: the annotation of a GenBank genome assembly
AUGAAAUUCGAAUUAUUACCAAAUGAAAUAUUUAUUGAAUGUUUUCAAUAUUUGAAUGCACCAGAUGUAUUCUAUUCAUUUGAUCGGUUAAAUGAUCGUUUUUAUACACUUGUUCGAACUAUUCCAUUGUGGUUGAAUUUUGAAAAAUUCAAAAAAUCGAAAUUUAAUCAAUUUUGUCAAAUAAUAUUAUCCAAUCCAGAAUUAAAACAUCAAAUAAUUUCAUUAAAAUUAUCAAAUAACGGUACACGUGGUCAAACUGGAGAAUUUCUUUCUUUAUUUCCAUUAAAUGAAUUUAUUAAUCUUCGAUCAUUAUCAUUAAUUGAUUUAAAAGAGGAAAAUGUUGAACAGUUGAGACCGAUGUUAGCAUUAUUAUCUAAUUUAUACUAUUUUUCUUAUACUGAUUUGGAAUAUUAUAUUUUAAAAAUACUAUCUAUGUUAUUAACAUCGAAAUUACGAAUUUUAUCAAUACCAGUAUUUGAAUAUAGCACAUCUAUUUUGGAACAAAUGUCAAUUACGUCAUUGACAAUUUCUUCUUGUAGCUGGAAUACAUUAUCUGAAGUAUUGGAAUAUGCAUUGGCACUGAACUAUUUAAAAAUUGAACGCCUAUAUAAUGAUGUGGGUGGAGAUUAUCCAUUGAAUUAUUUUACUAAAAAUGCUGUUCGUUUAAAACAAUUGAUUAUCAAUGAUUGUGAAGCUGACUUUGAAAUGAUUGAGAAACGGUUAAAGAGUACACCUAAUUUGACAAUUUUUACAAUAAAAACUAAUAUUUAUGCGAGCGUGAUUAAUGCUGAUCGUUGGCAACAUUUAAUUGAAUCUUCAUUAUUACACUUACGUGUUUUCAAUUUCUGUUUUAGUUGUUUUAUCAGUACAGAUUCUUAUAAUGACAUGCUGAACAAAUUUCAACAAUUUCAAACUAAUUUCUGGUCUAAACAACAUCAUUGGCAUACGAAUUAUGAACAUAAUGAGCGUUCAGCAUCAAUCCAUACUAUGCCAUAUGUAUGGAAUAAAUAUACAUUAGUAACUUCCAGCAAUAAUUAUGGUAAUUUAAAAGGAUUUGAUAAAGUUACUGAGUUAGUUUUAUCACAAAUGACAAUUAAAUAUAAUUCACCAUAUUAUUUUAAUAAUGUUAAAUCAUUAGAAUUAAUAAACGAAGAUCAUUUUGAUAUACAUCCGGAUGAGUACAUGUUACAGAAAGACCAAAUAAAAUUUUUAAAUAAUAUUGUUAAUUUAUCAAAUAUUGAACAUUUAAAAAUUCCAGAAUCAGAUUACAUAUCAUCAUCAUCAUUAUUAUUAGAAAUAUUAAAAGAAUUACCAAAUGUAUCAUCAUUAGAAAUUAAUAAGCGUAGUUUAAUAUUAUUUGUUAAGGAUCAUGAAUUACGUAAAUAUUUAAAUACAAAGAUUACUACAUUAUAUCUAAAUAAAAAGACUGCUACAAAACGUUUAUACACUUUUGGAUCCCGUGUUGAGUAUAUCCAAUAUGAAGAAGUAGGUUUACUUCUUCAGGCAUUUUCAAAUCUCGAACAACUUUAUUGUAACUUCCAAUACUUUAUUCAUUUAUUCUUAGUAUUAGAAAAAUUUUCAAAAUUAUCAAUAAUAACCAGUCGAUAUAUAACCAAAGAGGUGCAUUCAUGGAUUCGAGAAAAUGCAUCGAAAUUCGAUGUAUACAUUGAUUUUUGUGAAAUUUAUAAUGAUUAUGAUGAUGAUGAUGAUGAUGAUGAAUUAGAUCUCUAA